Molecule: messenger RNA, 1869 nt
Organism: Ostrinia furnacalis (Asian corn borer)
Lineage: Eukaryota; Metazoa; Arthropoda; Insecta; Lepidoptera; Crambidae
Product: ultraviolet-B receptor UVR8
Exons: 3
Coding region: 185-1336 (383 amino acids)
Source: RefSeq, a predicted model, not a curated record
UAUUUUGUAUUUUGUAAACAAAAGGCAAAUUACGAUUUUAAAAGAACUAUUGUAAAACUAAAACAAACGUUAAUUAUGUACCUAUUAUAUUAAAUACGUAUUAAAUAAGGUGCCUCAAAAUUAUAAUUUGAAGCUAUUUCUUUACAGCACCUUUUGAGGUUAUAUUGAUAAACCUGAAAAGAAAAUGAUAUUUUCAUGGGGUGCUAACUCACACGGUCAACUUGGCCUUAGUACUGUAAACGAACAAGUAGAAAAGGCUCACCAGGUUCUAAUAGAUUCUGCUUUAAACGCAGUAGAAGUUAAACAAGUAGCUUGUGGCGGUGGACAUACGCUCCUGUUGGAUAUCGAAGGUAAACUGUUUUCUUGUGGUUGGAAUCAUAAACUACAAUUGGGAACAGAUAAGGAAUGCAGUUCCUUUGAAAGAGUAUGGAACUUGGGAGGUAUAGUUUUUACCAAUAUAGCAUGCGGCUGGGACUUCAGCUGUGGAGUGACAGAUGACAACUUCCUUUUUGUAUGGGGUUCAAAUAGUAAUGGCGAACUGGGACUGCCAAAAGACCAUUUCCCAGAAGUAGUCAAACCAUUCAGACUGCAGGUCAAUGCAUGUGAAGUAUCAAUGGGUUUACGACAUACAGCCAUAAUAAACUCAAAGGGUGAAGUUUGGAUUACUGGGUGUGGAAGGCAUGGACAGCUUGGACUAGGAGAUGAGUUGAAGUCAUCUGACAGAUUCCAACAAGUACCAAAACUUGGCAAAAUAUCUCACAUAGCAUGUGGUCAGAACCAUACAACUGCAUGGUGUUCAGAUGAAAAAGCACUGUAUGUAUGGGGGGACAAUAGACAUGGACAACUUCUACUGGACAAAGAAAAAUAUAAAAAAGUUUUCACUGCACAAAAAAUUGACAUUGGUGUAAAGCAAGGUGUGAAAAAGCUGCUUAGUGGCUGGACUAACAGCUUGUUGUGGCUUGAGAAUGGCACUCUUAUAACAUGGGGACGAAACAAUUAUGGACAACUUGGUACUGAUGAAAAUAUCUGUGGUAAAUUAGUACAUGUAAAAAUACCAGAUGGUAAAGAAAUUAAAGAUAUUGCAUUGGGUUCAGAACACACUAUUUGCUUGAUGACUGACAACAGCCUUUGGGCUUGGGGUUGGAAUGAGCAUGCCAAUACAGCUACUAAAUUGGCAGAACCAUUUAUUUCAAACCCAACUCUGGUUGAUUUAGACAUAGAUCCAAGUUUGUGCAUUACCCAAAUUUAUGCUGGUAGUGCUCAUAACUUCAUUGUGACCAAACAAAGCGAAACUUCAAAAAAAGAAAGUGAAAAAACUGAAAAUAAAGCUUCAUAAUCAAAUACUCAAACUAAUCUAGUCAGUUCAGUGAUUUUAAAAUGGUCAGACGACCUUAACCAAUUUUAUAAGGUGCUUUAUAUUGUAUUAUUAUAAUUAAAAUGAUUUUAAUCUGAAUAAAAAUUGUUACAUGUUACGUUGGAUUUAAUUCAUUAAAAUACCUUAUCCUUAAUUUUCAAUAAAACAUCAUUGUUUUUAUCACAUACAAAAUAUUUUAAUUCUAAUUUUAUUAUAUUAAGCUUUUAUUAACUACUAUUACUUACAUCCCAUGCUGUAAUAAUGGGGUCGAACAGGACAGUUAUUGGCAUCUGCUGCUGUAUUACUAGUAGUCCUAUGUAUGUAUAACUGCACGACUUAAAAAUACUUAUUUUCAAUUUGUAAUGCUGUUAAACAUUGAACUGUAUAUGAAAAAUACUUUCUGAACUGAAAUGAAUACUUAUAAUUAGUGCCACAUUUUAAAACAACACACUUAACUUACUUCAAACUCAAGAUCUUCAAGGCAUGGAUAUGUAAAACUAAAAAUUAAACCUAUC